Messenger RNA from Lottia gigantea (owl limpet), 2648 nucleotides. RefSeq lists its product as hypothetical. The record is from RefSeq and is a predicted model, not a curated record. Gene Ontology annotation, biological process: cilium assembly. Lineage: Eukaryota; Metazoa; Mollusca; Gastropoda; Lottiidae. Bases 1 to 2010 code for a protein of 669 amino acids. The transcript has 13 exons.
AUGGCGGCAGAGAUGAACAUUUUUCCAAAGAAUGGACUGUUUAUUGCUGUAAAAGUGUUUCUGUUGUGUAAUAUAGUUCAGAUUACACUCUGCGCAACCACUUCACCACCGUCUUCACCGGCAGCAGGGACUACCAAUCCCCAAACAACCCCAGUUCCAACAACUCAGAGUUCGACACCAGCACAAGUCCAGACAACUUCCAUUCCAACCGCGACUCCUUCGCCUAUUCCCUCGAAUACAGACUUAGCAUAUUGUCCUUGUGAUUUGACUGGUAAUUCAUGUGAUGUGAAUUGUUGCUGUGAUACUGAUUGCUCUAAUGAUGAUAGAUUAGCAUUUAGUGAAUGUCUUCCCUCUUCUGUCAGUACGGAUGAUAAGUUAUGUAUGAGAUCAGAGUUAAUUUUAUUUGAUAACUCACCUUAUGUUGCAAAUUAUACCUCUAAUAACCUCUUCUGUUUAUAUUUUGAUAACAAUGUAGAAAGAAAUUACUAUAAUGUACCUGAUUUAGUAACAACAGAAGCAACAUUUAAUUCUUACGUCAAAGAUUAUGGUGAUUUUAGUUUUCAGUCUGCAGCUACUCCUAAAACUGUUUACUCUGAUUACUAUAAGAGUGGAGAUAAUAUAUAUGUAGUAUAUGAUAGUAAAUCCCAGGGUAUAUUAGCUCUACCUACAGCUUUAACAUCAACAUAUUGUACAGAUAAUAACCCUACAGCAUAUUUAUAUGAUGGUGAAAGUGAAUGUGUUAGGAAAGUUACUGAUCUACCUUCUCAAUGUACUAGUUUACCAGCACUGUCAGCUAAUAGUUAUUAUGAUGGUUUCCGUGUUGUUACUUCUCCAGUACUAUUCAAAGAAUACCAACCUGAUGAUAAUUCAACUACAGAAGAAGAAGUUGGUAGUAUAACAGACCUAUAUAAUAAUACCUAUACUAUACCAAUAGAGAUAGGAUCUGUUAGAUGUAAAGAUGAAACAACAGGACUGAUAGCUAAUUGUAGUUUAUCAUUACCUAAUUAUAAUACUGUGACUCAAACUUGUGAAAAUACUGUUUUACAGACUGGCUAUAACAUAAAACAUAAUGGUACUAAAGGGAUAAAAAGUGUCACUGUUGACUUUUUACUGGGUACAAUAUCUACUAGUAAUACCCAGUUGAUAUCUCAAUCUUAUUUCACUAAAUUUACUGGGGAAUUUGAAGAUAAUGCGUUUGUUAGAAGUGGUAAUCCAGGUUAUGUUAAUGGUGAACCAGUGAUGGCUGGAAUAUUAAAUAAUACAGUAGAUAGUGAGGGUAUAGUACAACAAGAAAUUAUGUUAAAUUCUAACCGAGAUCAAUGGUUAACUAUACAAUCUAAUACUGGUGUUGGUGAUUGUUUACCCUCUAACAGACUCUCUGUAGUAUUUGGUGAAGAUGUUAGAUCAGGAUGUUUCUUACAAAUAUCACUGGCAGGAGUAGCUGAUCAUUGUCAGUUUUUACAAGAGAGAAUAGUGCAAGCAGUAGAAGGAGAACUAGCACCUAUAUUUGCUGCAGGACAAUAUGAGAAUGUUAAUAGAUAUGUGGCUACUUUUGGUAAUUCUGAUAUCAAUAAAGUAGGUGAUUGGGUACCUAUACAAGUUCAAGGUCGACCUAUUCCAGCAGCAGCUGUUGGUCUAAGAUGUUCACUGUCAUUAGGAAUGAAUAUACAGAUAUUAUAUGCUAAAGUUGGUUCUUUAGGGAAUCCACAAUCUAAAAUAUUGGGUGUGGCAUUUGUUUAUCAUACUCCAGAAGAUGUUAAUUAUAGGUGUAUCGGUCCAUAUUGCCAACCAGGUACAGAUUUAAGCCAGAAAUUAGAAAUCAUUACAUCUGUAUCAUUUAUAGAUGUAUCACAACCUCCAGAAGGCUUUGAGGCAGAACAACCAAUGUUUUUAGCUAAAGUGCCUUAUGACUUUUUCUAUCCAUUUCUAACUGAUACAUCAAGCCAACUAAAUACUCUUAAUUUAUGUUUAGUUAUUGUUUGUUUAUUUGUUUCAUUAUUGAAGUUAUAGUAUUAGAUAUAAUUAGUUUCAUUUCAAAUUUUAUUUCUAAUUUUGAGAAAAUUUAAAUUCUGAAAUCCAAGUAAUAGUUGAAUCAUUUUAAGUGAAAUUUGUAUGGUCAAGUAAUUGGUGAAGGGUGACUAAGUCUACUUCUUUCCUGCUUAAAGUUUACUUAAGAUGAUCUAACUUACUUAGAACCUAACACUACCUGUCAGUCAAAACAUGUGAUUGUGAAAUUCUUAAUAAUUUAUCAGAAAAUUUAGCCAAUUUUGAUUGGAUGAGAAAGUUAUGUUAGAUUCUAAGCUGAUUUUCUCUUGGGCUUUUAAGAAAUUCCAUACUUUACUAUGCCUCUUUGUGUCUUAUUUUGUUUUAUUGAAAUGAGUGUCAGUAGAUAAUUUUCUUAUUUUGUAUGUCAAAUGAUAAUUUGUAUAUCCGUCCAUUUACAAUUAUUGAGUAAUCCAUCCAUUCCAUGUACAUAGAUUUUGUUAUUAUCAUGCUAAUGGUUCACAGUCCUUGUGAGUUUACAUUGGCACUUGUGUAUCCCAUUAAGUUUUACCAACUGGUUGCUGAAGUGGGCAAUCUCACACAGUUUAUUUAUUCUGUAUAAAUUUUAAUGUAGAUCAUGUAGAAUAAACUUAUUUUUAUUUUUU